CCAAAACGAAAACCCUCGUAAGCCGAAAGGAUAAAGCAACUGGCAUCGACAUUAAACGCACCGUUUUGGCGCUCUCUUUCUUCUUCGGCGACUCUGCCAAACCCUAGGAUCUCUCUCUCUCUCUCUCUCUCUCUCUCUCUCUCUCUCUCUCUCUCCCCCUUCGGUUGCUGUGGAAUCCAGGCAUUUGAAGCAAGGAGUGAAUAAGUAGACUAGCCUGGUGUUUUCCAUUUCAGCCUUAGAAGACAAAAGAUGUCUUCUACUGCAUCUACUAGCGGUGUGAAGUUCUCGAUGUUUGGUGCAAAGUCUGGAUUCGUUAUUCCUAAAAACAAGUUAUCUGGUUCACUCGUUCCAACAUUCCAAGGCGGGAAAACCCAGGGAGGUGGAAAUGCAGGGAAUGAGCAUAACACAAAGCAGGAACAAAGAAAAACUAAAUGGGGACCUGAUCUUACACAAGAUACAUCAGUUAAGAAGGGAAGGGCUUUGGCUUACCAGAAACGUGUGUAUCAAAUCACACAGCAAUUGGAAUCUGGAACUCUUGAAGUGGAGACUAGUCGAGCUUCAGCUUUAGCCUCACAAAAUACUGCUGGUAGGUCAUUGGAUUCACAGAACAAUGAUGAGAUGGUGGAACACUUGGAGUUAGAAAGGCGUGAAGCCAUUGGUGAGAUACUCAAGUUGAAUCCAAGGUACAAGGCUCCACCAGAUUAUAAGCCUUUGAUGAGAGAAGCUAGAGUUCCAAUUCCGGUUAAAGAACAUCCUGAUUUCAACUUUCUAAAUCUCAUAUUUGGUUCCCAGGGUGAGACCCAGAAGCGGCUUGAAAAAGAAACCGGAGCCAAAAUUCAGAUUUUUGGUGCUAAGACAGGUGGAGAGAAGGUUGAAAUCUCUUCUACUGGUGGGAAUGAGAUCCAGACUGCAUGGGAAGAAUUAUACUUUAAAAUAUCUGCUGACACUUAUGAAAAGGUUGAUGCAGCUAUUACUGUAAUUGAGCUGCUAAUCACUUCGGUGUCGGGAAAUCUAGAAGCUGGUGGUGGUGCUUCGGCUUCUGGACCAAAGGAUAGUUCAAGCAUUCCGGACAACACCAACGGUACAGCCAUAGAUGCGGGUUCUGCAAAUCCGGUAGGUGGUUGUCUAGAAAUUCCCCAAUUUCAACAGUAUGGUACGUUGGCUACAAACCAGACUCCAGCUUAUCCACCACUUGAUUCCUCUGCUCCAAUUCUCGGAAAUCCAAUCCCGGGACGAGAACAGGCAGCCAAUUCAUUGAACCAGGCUCCCUUUUCGGGUCAGCAACCAAGUCCAGCUGGUCAGAACCAGGCUCCAAUUCGAUCACCCAUGCAAGUCCCUCGUGCACCAGAGCUGAUCUCUGUUGGCUUUUCCGGUCCACCAAGGACUAUCCCAGUGCCCAGUCCACAGGCUUCCUUAGCUCAACCUGGUUUUAUGGGUCCGCUUAUGUUUUCUGGCAAUCAAGCUCAGCCAAUGGGACCACAGUCUAUGAUUAUGAGGCAGUCAGCACCAUCAUCAGCCCUUCAAUCUGUACCUAGCAUCGGGUUUAGACCAAGACCUUUACCGGACAUCAUUUCAAGCAACUCCGGCCAAUUGGGACGGCCUCUGGCUCCUAACUUCAGGCCUCAUCAAUCGGGUAUCGAGCAAACAUCCUUUUCUUUUUCCUCUGGUAUCUCCUUCAAUCAUCAGGUUGAAUAUCCCUCUGGUGGUUCUCUGCGCCCAAUGGCGGUAUCUUUACCGGGUGGCAGGCCUUCGGGUCCCAUCCCUGUUAAUAUCCCGAGUUUUCCUUCCAUAAACCAGUCCACAAAUGCACCUCCAAGGCCACUGCAAGGAGAUUUCACUUUCCAACCUCAGCAGCCAAACAUUGUCCGCACCCCGCAAGGCGCUCAAUUCCCUCGCCCGACCUUUCAACCCGCGGCGGUCAAUUUAGAGCCUCAACCUUUCAUGCAGGGUUUUGCAAGACCGCAACACUUUGGCAGGCCAGUUGAUCAACCGCCGAGUCACUUGCCUCGUUUGUUUCACGGUAACCCAAGAUCUCCGAAUUUGCAAAGCUUUGGACCUCAGGUUUUGCAGAUGAGACCGGGAAACUUUCUUCCGGGAGCCCAAUUUCCCGACCUUUCUGCACCUCUUCCACCGAGACCAGUUUUCAGGGGUGAUAACCCGAUACCAGGUGGGUGGCCACAAAACCACCAGCGGUUCAACACAGGCAGGCAUCAGGUUUACGACCCGUUUUCACCUACGGAUGGCUAAACCCCGAGAUCAUGGAAUGGACGGAUGAAACGAAGCUCUAUGAUGCCAUUGCCACAGUUGGAAAUCGUCUGAGGAUGUCACUGCAUUAUGGUUGUUUUCAGUGCAGGCUUUAAUCAGCGGCUACAUAUUCUUCAUUAGGGUACUUUGGUGGUGUUACGGAUUGUCAAAGGAGGCAUUAUAAUGUUCUAUCUACUUUUUCAUAGAUGCAAAAGAAAUCUGUGUUUGUGUCUAAGAUUGAAGAGAUUAUCUGAUUUAUCUGAUUUAUUGUGCAUCUUGUAGAUCUGUGUUCUCA
Messenger RNA from Tarenaya hassleriana, 2539 nucleotides. Its product is annotated as branchpoint-bridging protein. Gene Ontology annotation, molecular function: mRNA binding. Gene Ontology annotation, cellular component: nucleus. Bases 250 to 2247 code for a protein of 665 amino acids. NCBI's taxonomy places the organism in Eukaryota, Viridiplantae, Streptophyta, Magnoliopsida, Brassicales, Cleomaceae. Gene Ontology annotation, biological process: regulation of mRNA splicing, via spliceosome. The transcript has 9 exons. The record is from RefSeq and is a predicted model, not a curated record.